Molecule: messenger RNA, 1653 nt
Organism: Aricia agestis (brown argus)
Lineage: Eukaryota; Metazoa; Arthropoda; Insecta; Lepidoptera; Lycaenidae
Gene: CPR79
Exons: 4
Coding region: 63-1637 (524 amino acids)
Cellular component (GO): extracellular matrix
Source: RefSeq, a predicted model, not a curated record
GCUUGCCAAAUGCAAUUAGUCCUUAAGUGAGUGUACUAAGUUACCGAUAAGUGCGAGUGACAAUGAAAACGAUAAUACUCCUAACCUUUGCCUGCCUGUCGACUGCACUCGCUUAUCACGAUCCCGACCUUAACUACCACCUCAGCAAGCUACAGUCAACCCAAGGAUGCGGUGAUAACGGCUACAACUACGACGCACCCUCGGUCCAACUCACCACGAAAGGAAUCGUUUCCGUAGAAAACGCUGACUACUCAAACUCCAAUGACUACUCACAAUCGCUUUACGAUGCACAAAACCUGUACCAAGGAGGAUAUUCUGCAGCUAACACUGCUGGUCUGAGAGAGCAGUUCGUAGCUCAUAAGGAGGAGCACGGGUACACAACAUCUGAGGGACUCUCGUCGUCAACCCGAACGGUCGUUCCUCAGCCGACGUAUGCCCAAGCGCCAAUCAUUGCCAAGAUUACCGCUGCACCGCUGCAAGCCAAAUUCACUUUAUCUCCGGCUAAAACAUACCUGCCACAAAACCAGGUAUCUCAGCAAUCUAUAUUCACUGGUGGAUCCUAUGCUAAGGCCUCUCUGAACUCCUACACGAAGUCCGACGGCCCUGUGGUCUCUCAAGUAUACUCUGCAGCUCCCAGCGCGCAGUACACGACUCACCCGGACCUGAAAGUGUCCAGCUAUAAUAGCUACAACAGCUACAACCAGGGGCCGGUCGCAAAUGCCCAAAUUUAUAGGGCGCCAGCUGUACAAUACAAUUCCGCCGUAUCGUCUCCAGUGUACAGCCAAUACUCAUCCAGUAAUUAUGCUUCUGGUGGAUCCAAUUUGGCAUCAUCGUUAUCUGUGAUCGGAAAUCAGUAUUCGAGCCCGUCGGUCGCUCAGUACUCAGUUCCUGUUAUUCAACAAGCACCUCUUAUCAAGCAGUACUCCACACCAGUGGUUGCACAGUAUUCUGCUCCUACUGUCGUCCAGCACUCAUCAACGGUGACACAGCAUGCUGCACCAGCUAUUACCAAAUACUCAGCACCUGUGGUCGCUCAGGCUGUCAAUCAACACGCAUAUUCUGCGGUCACUCAGCACGCUGCGCCAGCAACGCAGUAUGCUGCACCAGCAACGCAGUAUGUUGCACCGGUUGUUACACAGCACGUUGCACCAGUUGUAACGCAGCACGUUUCACAAGCAACUCAGUAUAUUGCACCAGCAACGCAGUAUGUUUCACAAGCUGUGCAGUACGCUGCACCUGCGAUCUCACAGUAUGCUUCAUCUGAUUCAUCAGCAUAUUCGUCGUCCAGCUUGAACAAGCAGGCAUACCGAGUGGGGUACUCUUCGCCAGUGGUUUCUCAGCAAGUGUCAGUCGCCGUAGCUCCUCUGACGAAGCUCUCUGCAGGACACUCGUCUAAAAAUGUUCACACUGACUUCUUGGAGAAUUAUGACGCGCACCCCCGCUACGCGUUCGAGUACGGGGUUAAUGACCCGCACACCGGCGACAUCAAGCAGCAGAAGGAGGAGCGAGAUGGAGAUGUCGUCAAAGGUCAAUACUCCCUGGUGGAGCCGGACGGCUCAGUACGGACGGUGGACUACGUGGCGGACUGGGAGACCGGCUUUCACGCCAGCGUCAGGAACAGCAAGGACCAACAUUAACAACAUCUUGGGGACC